This is a messenger RNA of Pyrus x bretschneideri (Chinese white pear), 1086 nucleotides long. RefSeq names its product HMG-Y-related protein A-like. The record is from RefSeq and is a predicted model, not a curated record. Bases 209 to 760 code for a protein of 183 amino acids. Gene Ontology annotation, molecular function: double-stranded DNA binding; nucleosomal DNA binding. Lineage: Eukaryota; Viridiplantae; Streptophyta; Magnoliopsida; Rosales; Rosaceae. Gene Ontology annotation, biological process: regulation of DNA-templated transcription; chromosome condensation; nucleosome assembly. Gene Ontology annotation, cellular component: nucleolus; nucleosome; nucleus. The transcript has 2 exons.
UUAUCCUUUUGGCUUUAAAUCUAUCUAGCUCUUAAAUCCUUGCAACUUCAAGUCUUCAAAUCCAACAGCUUUUACCAUCAGAAAUUUCACGGGCUUUCUCGUUGUUGCUGUAGCAGUAGAAGCUGUAGCAGCAGCUGAGGUUUUUGUGGGGUUCACUGAGAGCGCUUCAAUUCAAACAUCUUGCUUUUAUUUUCUCUGCUGAUUCUGAAUGGCCACUGAAGAGGUUAAUAAGCCUCCAUCACUCCCUCCUUACCCUCAGAUGAUUCUGAACGCCAUUGAAGCCUUGAAUGACAAGAAUGGCUCGAACAAAUCCACAAUCUCGAAAUACAUUGAAUCAACAUACGGGGACGUGCCGGCCGGGCACAAUAAGCUUCUCUCUCACCACCUCAACAAGAUGAAAGAUAAUGGGGAGCUGGUGUUCUGGAAGAACAACUACACAAAGCCGGAUCCCAAUGCACCUCCGAGAAGGGGGCGUGGCAGGCCGCCAAAACCCAAGGAUUCACUGUCCCCAGACACCACCUUGACCUCAGCAAAGGGUAGGGGCCGUCCGCCUAAGGACCUGGAAGCACCUCCAAAGCCUCCCAAGGUUAAGGUGUCUUCAGGGAAUGGGAAGCCGAGAGGGCGGCCAAGGAAGAUGGCGAAGCCUACCGGAGGUUUGAGUGGCUCGUCAACAGUGGAAGAGACAAUGCCGGGGAGGCCAAGGGGUAGGCCUCCGAAGGUGAAGGAUACAUUGAGUGCUGGAGAUAGUGUUGGGCAAUAGGGUUUUUAUUAGUGUAGUAUUAGUAAGAUUAGUGUGUCUAGCUCCCCUUCUCAUUUAUCGAAUGUUAUGAACUUCGGGAUCGGAGAAGCAAUCGGAACAGGCUCCGCGUUUAUUUCGUUGGCAAAAACGAUCGUAUCCGAUGUUUUGUGUUGUUAGUUUAGCUGCGGCUGUCUUUUGUCUCAACUGUUUAGCUUGUAAAAUGAAUUGCAGUUGUUUAGUUUCUUAGGUUUGAGAGGAGAUGAGACUGCUGCUAAUCAUGAUUGGAAUCUCAUUUCAUUGUUGCGAUCUUAUAAGUUAUAAAUGUUGUGUCGAAAUUCUUUUUGUUU